Messenger RNA from Pseudophryne corroboree (corroboree frog), 1539 nucleotides. It is a transcript of the gene LYVE1, whose product is annotated as lymphatic vessel endothelial hyaluronan receptor 1. NCBI's taxonomy places the organism in Eukaryota, Metazoa, Chordata, Amphibia, Anura, Myobatrachidae. Gene Ontology annotation, molecular function: hyaluronic acid binding; transmembrane signaling receptor activity. Bases 194 to 1168 code for a protein of 324 amino acids. The transcript is spliced from 6 exons. The record is from RefSeq and is a predicted model, not a curated record. Gene Ontology annotation, biological process: cell adhesion. Gene Ontology annotation, cellular component: plasma membrane.
GGCUUCUUACGUCAGGAGUCCCGUCCUCCAGCUGACAGGAAAACAGGGAUGUUUAUGAAUUGCAAUCCUUAUUCUCAGGACUCACUGUCAGACAGCAAAGAGCCACCUACUGUAGAUCUUCAUUCACUGCACAGCACUCCGAGCGGAUCACCAGAUCCAGGAUCCUCAGCACAGCUACAGAAUUUAGGUGAAGAUGUUGUGUCGCUGUGGGUGCCUCUGCCUGGUUCUCUCACUCUUCCUGAUUCCUUACCUAGCCUACAGCUCUGUUGAUGUAAGAGCCAUUGUACCAUUAAAAUGCAGAAUAGCAGGCGUGGUUCUCGUGGAAAAUGAGGAUCGGACAAAGAAAUUUAACUACACAAUGGCUGAGAGUGUCUGCCAGUUACUGGGACUGGAGCUCGCCAGCAAGGCUCAGUUGGAGAAGGCAUGGAGAUAUGGUUUUGAAACAUGCAGCUAUGGAUGGGUAACAGACAAAUUUGGAGUUAUUUCACGAAUUCAGCGAAAUGAAAAAUGUGGCCGGAACCAAACCGGAGUCCUUACGUGGAGCAUUCCACUCUCCGGAUACUUCAACGCGUAUUGUUUCAAUGUAUCAGAUACCCAAAUCAAUUCUUGCAAACCAGAGCUCAUGGUGACCAGGCCACCGAGCACAGUGGUGCCACUGUCUGAGUCUACAACAGUGCCGAUCCGCCAUAACUCAGAAACAGAAGCGCAGACUCUGCAGGCCAUUCCAAAAACCCAGCGGGAUCUACUGACCACUCUAAAGGACUCAUCCACUCGGGCAUUACCUGCCACAACGCAGACAUCACUGAGGACAACACAGCAACCUGCGACACAGAGCCAAGCACCAACUGCGGAACUGCCCAGCACUUUGGAAAAUCAGGUGUCCCCGAAGCAGCUGCUACACAAAAGCGAGAGAGUCAUAUUUGGAGGAUUACCGACAACGCUGCUCAUAUUGGCGCUGCUAUUUUUUAUAGCAGCCGUGGUCCUUGCCAUUUGCUACAUUAAAAAGUACAAGACAAACUUACUGUUCACCAAGAAAAAAGAGGAAAAAGAGGCCGUAGAAACAAAAGUGUUUAAAGAAAUGGUACAUAACAACAGGGAAGAGGAAGAGAAUACACAAAACGGAAAACAGGCUGCGAGCACAGGAAACAGCAUUGAGGCGGAGGUGUGAUAUCAGUAGGACCAGCCUGAGCGAUAAACUGAUUAUUCACUGGGAACUGUGCCCAGUGUGUGAACUCAUUGGGCUGUGUAACCGCUGGUGGAUAAACAACAGAAAACUUUCCAAAGUGCCAAUCUGUACCAGAGUAAUCCAGUCGCUGACGCUCCUAAUUCUUCAGACCAUCAUGCCAGCCAUAUACCAGCCUUAUAGUCCCACAGUGGCUGAUAAAUGCAUGCAACCAGCACAGGAUUCUGCACUUCUGCAUUGCCAAGAAGCAACCUCGGUGUGAUGUCACUUCCUGUCGCCCACUCUGCUGCAUUUCCGCAUACAUUACAAUGGAUUCUUAAUUACCAUUGGUGCACUCAAGUUUUUGUGGGGGAGAG